AUGGACACGCAAAGUCAUGAAGCUCCCCGAUGGGAGAAAACCUUCGAAGUUGGUCAAACAUCGUCCGAUACGAGUAGCGAUCGAAAUAUGUCCAAGGGACCAGAUCGCAGUGAUGAGGCGGAUCCUCGAAACUGGAGUCCAUGGAAGAAAGGCUUAUUGUUUACGGCCCUCAUGACCAGUUCGUUCUUAGCGGACGGUGCGAUGACUUGGGGCGCGACUAUGGUUGUUCCACAGGCUCUAGAGUGGAAAAUCAGCACUACGCAUUCAGCAACGAGUAUGAACUAUGGCAUCUUACUGCAGGGCUUUGGUGGCAUAUUCGCAGUCCCUUUUAUCGAGGCAUAUGGUCGAUUCCCCGUUUGGCUUUGGCCGCAAGUCAUCACUAUGUUCAUGGUUCUGGGAGCCACAUUGUCAAACGACUGGAGUACCUUCACUGCGUUCCGCUCUCUGCAGGGUCUAUUCGGGACGGUUCCCCAAGUUGUUGGACUUCCUAUCAUCCAUGAUAUGUACGCACCAGAGGACUGGCCAAGCAUGAUCAACAUCUGGGGUACUACCUUCCUCGCUGGACCAUUCCUUGGUCCUGCCAUCGCAGGCUACAUCUCCAACGCUGCCGGGUGGAAAGUAUCGUUUGCUGUCCUAACAGGGCUGUAUGGAUUUUCAACGCUACUGGUUCUCUGCUUUGGCUACGAAACCUACUAUGUACGAGGUAGCCAUGUGUCAACAUCGUGGUUCAAGUCGCUUUUCAGCAUUGGAAAGACAAACCAAGCCAAGGCUUCCACGUUCGCGUACGAGUGCAAGACUCUUGUGCUUCUGAUUUUCAAGUUUCCCUUGCUCCUCACAGGAAUCGCAACCAUGGUGAAUUUCACUUGGCCUAUCGGAAUCACCACUACAAUCGAUGGAUUCCUCCAUGCGGCGCCAUACUUUUUCAACACGGUGCAGGCAUCGUCGUUGCGUUUCGCUGGUGUCAUCGGUGCUAUCUGUGGUUACAUAUUCGGCUACUACUUCAACGAAUGGAUCUUCAAGAAACGGCGCUUCCACUGGCGUCCCGAGUAUCGUCUUCAUGGUGUCUGGGUGCCUAUCUGCGCUAUGGCCGGCGGUCUGCUCACGUAUGGCCUAACUCUCCAAUUCGGUAAACACUGGAUCGGUCUUGCUUUCGGCUGGGUCCUAGUAAAUACCGGAAUGAUCGGUUCCACUGUCGCAAUCACCGCAUACGCCCUUGAGAAAUAUCCUUCCCAUGCUACUGGUGUAUCGGCCAUCAUCAACAUGUGGCGCACCUGUGGGGGGUUCAGCGUUGGGUACUUCCAGCCCUCGUGGGUUGCGCGAGAUGGCGUCGGUGUCGUCUUCGGUGUGCAAGCUGCCAUUGUCGCUGUUUGCAUCGUCCUGACCAUUGUUCCUGUCAUUGUCACUCAGCGAGGCAAACAGGACUCGAUUGAUGGUCUAGAUCUAGACGAUCAUAUGAGACAUCAAGAGGCAGAACAUUCUGAGGAUGCCUGA
This is a messenger RNA of Paecilomyces variotii, 1491 nucleotides long. RefSeq names its product putative polyamine transporter. Gene Ontology annotation, biological process: transmembrane transport. The record is from RefSeq and is a predicted model, not a curated record. The transcript has 8 exons. The coding region runs from base 1 to 1491 and encodes 496 amino acids. Gene Ontology annotation, molecular function: transmembrane transporter activity. NCBI's taxonomy places the organism in Eukaryota, Fungi, Ascomycota, Eurotiomycetes, Eurotiales, Thermoascaceae.